AUGCGGCGCCCUCCCUCCCUCCUCCCGCCCGCCGGCAGCAUGAGCCCGUCCUUCCUCCUCCUCCUCCUCCUCCUCGCCCUGCCCGCCCGCGCCCGGCGAGAGCAGGUGCCCGGCGGGGCGCAGCGGGGCCGCAACGCCCCCGCGUCUUCCUCUUCCUCCUCCCCGGCGGCGGCGGGGCCGAGCCGCUUCCCGCGGAGCCGCCCGGAUCGGCGGCGGGGCCGGCUGUACUGCCGGGUGGGCAUCGGCUUCCACCUCCAGCUGCACCCCGACGGCCGCGUGGACGGCGCCCACGACGCGAGUCCGCUCAGUAUUUUGGAAAUAUUUGCCGUGUCUCAGGGGAUUGUAGGAAUACGAGGAGUUUUCAGCAACAAAUUUUUAGCGAUGUCAAAAAAAGGAAAACUCCAUGCAAGUGCCCGCUUCACGGUGGACUGCCAUUUCCGGGAGCGUUUCCAGGAGAACAGCUACAACACGUACGCCUCGGCCGUGCACCGCAGCCCUCGCUCGGGCCGCCACUGGUACGUGGCCCUGAACAAGCGCGGCAAAGCCAAGCGGGGCUGCAGCCCCCGCGCCCGGCCCCAGCACGUCUCCACGCACUUCCUGCCCCGCUUCUGGCAGCCGCAGACCCCUGAGCUCGCCUUCACCGUCGCUCUCCCCGACAAGAAGCCCCCGCCGCCCAAGCCCAAGACAGCCCCAUCCCCACCUCGCAAGGGCUCUGGCCCCGUCAAGUACCGGCUGAAGUUCCGCUUUGGGUAGCGGCACAAUGGGGAUGCUGGCCCCGGAGAGACCGGGCACCGGGGAGCUUCGGGAGUGACCCCAUGGGAGGCCUGUGUCACCCUCUGCAGAGGGACACGGGGGAGCUCCCAGGUGGCYGUGCCAGGCUCGAGGCCUUCUCUUCACCGCACAAGCCGGGCGGUGUCCCCGGAGCCAUGUGCUGGAUGGCACAGCUUGGGCGUGCCAAAGAGAAUUCCUGUGGUGAACUGAAAACGCUGGAUGGACCUCAGGUUAACGUUCUGUUGGUKGAAGAAGUGGAAAGGUACCUCUGUGACGAACAUUUACCUACCUUAUUUUCACUAGUGACUUCUUUGACAAUCAUUCUCACACGAGAGAGAUGUCCAGAACCGAGCAGUUUUGUUUGUUUUUCUUGCAUCUCCUUCUUGCUGCACUUUUUCCUCCGACCAUACCUCAGGUACCGUGCGUCCAGGUCUGUCCCUUCCCCUCCUCUUAGGAGCCAACUCUUCCCUUCCCUACUGAAACCGUGAGACCAAGCCCUGCAAAUUCAGUCGCCUUAUCUGUGGUGUGAGGGGUUCUUCUAACUCCAUGUUGGCAAUAAUAGAUGUGUGUAUGUAUUUUGUAAGGGUUGCAGGUGUGGGGAGGGUGGCUGGUUGCAUCUCCGCUCCCGGUGGGUCUCUCCUGUUCUUCCCUGGACAGCUGGAGUCUCUUCUCUGUCCGAGUGUGGAUUCGAUGCCUGUCUUUAAAAUACCUCUGCCCUGGUGCCRGGGCAUUCCUGUUCCCUGGUGGAGUCCCUCACACCCCAGCUCCCUGGGGACAGGGAUGCCUGUGGCCCCCAGGUACCCACCAGUUUAUUCCAACAGGUUUUUGCUGCUGAUUUAUUUUGUCACUCUCAAUAUAUUUGCAGAGGCAGGGAGCAAGAUUUUUGUUUUACAGUGAGCGUGGUGAUGUGGCAAUAAAUGUUUGUCCCUUCGGGAGUAUUUUUCCCACCCAGGUUGCCUGACGGCCCUGAUGUUGAGUUGUUUCUCCAUCGUGGUUCACCUGUGGAGUAAUUGUGCACAUGGAGUUUGUGAUCAGUGUCGAGCGGUGUUGCUGUGCUUACAGGCACCGGUGGCAUUGAACCUCACCCGUGAAGCCUUAAUAGGAGACCAGGUGGGCUCAAGUUGGCAGGACCCCUGGGGACCUGAGCCCUCCCAGUGUCCGGCAGCAAUAAUGAGCCUCCUCUCAGCACCUGGUUGUGCUACAGACAGACAUUUCCUUUGGAAUAGUGGUUCUUCGUCACCCUUCUGGCAGCCCCCGGCCAGACACGCAUGCUCCGUGUGUGGGGACGGAUGGGGAUGCUGGAAUA
Messenger RNA from Malurus melanocephalus (red-backed fairy wren), 2077 nucleotides. RefSeq names its product fibroblast growth factor 5 (gene FGF5). The transcript has 3 exons. Gene Ontology annotation, molecular function: growth factor activity; fibroblast growth factor receptor binding. Gene Ontology annotation, cellular component: cytoplasm. The coding region runs from base 1 to 753 and encodes 250 amino acids. NCBI's taxonomy places the organism in Eukaryota, Metazoa, Chordata, Aves, Passeriformes, Maluridae. The record is from RefSeq and is a predicted model, not a curated record. Gene Ontology annotation, biological process: cell differentiation; regulation of cell migration; fibroblast growth factor receptor signaling pathway.